CUGCAGUCCAUCAACCAUCAUCUAUCGCGUCGACACCGCAUCUUCAGUCUCCGCCUCAGGUCGUUCCACCAUGGCGUCAAAGGCUGGAAAGGCUCAGAUGGAGCUCAAUCCCCGCGGCAUCCCUCGCGCGCCCUUCGUCGACAAUGUCGAGGAAUAUGUCGGCGGCAAGGAUGCGGAGAUCGACGGCGUGAUCAAGAAGUUCCAAGAGACAUCGGCGAAGUACCGCUACAUGGAGCUGAAUCUGCAGCAGCGGCGCAAAGCGUUGCUGGCGAAGAUUCCCGAUAUGGAGCAGACGCUGUCGGUUGUCAACUUCCUGGCGGCGCGGCGACGAAAGGCGCUCGGGGAGGAGGAGGAGGAGGAGAAGGGCGAUGGUAGCGAUCUGGAGGACGACGACAUCGACGCGCUGCUCGAUGGCGAGGACGAGGAUGACAAGGAGAAGCCCCUGACGACACUGUUCGAGCUCAACGACACGCUGUACGCCGAGGCGCAGGUGCAGGAGACGGGCGAGGUUGGGUUGUGGCUGGGAGCAAACACUAUGCUCAUGUACCCCCUUGGGGAGGCGGCCGAGCUGCUGAGUAGCAAGCUGUCAGGCGCGAAGAAGAACCUUGCCGAGGUUGUCGAGGACCUCGAGUGGAUUCGCGAACAAGUCACCGUCAUGGAGGUCAACUUUGCGCGUGUGCACAAUUGGGACGUCAAGCGCCGCCGCGACCGCAAGACGACGGAGUCGCACCUGAGGACGAAGGGAGACGAUAGCGAUGACGAAAAGUAAAGCAUAGACUUGCAUGCGAUACCCAACAUUCUAGCUCUAAGUCAAACGUGCCUAGUAUAGACUGUGCAGCCC
Molecule: messenger RNA, 841 nt
Organism: Cutaneotrichosporon oleaginosum
Lineage: Eukaryota; Fungi; Basidiomycota; Tremellomycetes; Trichosporonales; Trichosporonaceae
Biological process (GO): tubulin complex assembly; protein folding; microtubule-based process
Cellular component (GO): prefoldin complex; cytoplasm
Molecular function (GO): tubulin binding
Source: RefSeq, a predicted model, not a curated record